Molecule: messenger RNA, 982 nt
Organism: Syzygium oleosum
Lineage: Eukaryota; Viridiplantae; Streptophyta; Magnoliopsida; Myrtales; Myrtaceae
Product: ylmG homolog protein 2, chloroplastic
Exons: 3
Coding region: 72-848 (258 amino acids)
Biological process (GO): chloroplast fission
Cellular component (GO): membrane
Source: RefSeq, a predicted model, not a curated record
CUUCCCCGCCUCCCCUCUCUCUCUCUUUCUCUCUCAUCAGCCCGAGCUCUGCGAGCUCCGCCGCGGAGCAAAUGGCUUCGCCAGCGGAGCCCCCGCCGCCGCCGCCGUCCUCCUCCGACGAGGCCUGGCGACAUCACGCGCCCAGGCGCGCGUUCGUCCCGGCGUCGAACGUCCAAACCCCGCUCGCGCUUCCCCUAUCGUUCAGGCCCGCGAUGAAGCACCACCGCCACGACGACCAUCCCCUCAACCUCGACGCCCUCCGCAGGUCGCUCGCCUCCGCGGCCGACGGGUGCCUCGGAUUCCUCCACUCCGUCGCCUCGCGGAGCCCGCUCGUCGGGAAAGUCCUCUCCUUGCACUCCGACUUCCGCAGCAUCUGCCGACAGAUUCACUGCAGGAGCUCUAGGAAUGUGAUCUCGCUGUCGGGUCACAACUUCGCCGCGGUGUUGCCCGGCGGUGACUCGUUGGCGGGGCUUGUGGUGGCCAAUGGCAUAUCGAAUUUCCUGAAUAUCUACAACACCCUGUUGGUUGCCAGGCUCGUCUUGACUUGGUUCCCGAAUGCUCCUCCAGCCAUUGUCAGCCCUCUCAGCACCCUGUGCGACCCGUACUUGAACAUAUUCCGCGGAAUCAUACCGCCGCUCGGAGGGACUUUGGACUUCUCUCCGAUCCUGGCAUUUCUCGCCCUAAAUGCCUUCACCAGUGCCGCAGCUGCUCUUCCUGCGGAGCUUCCUCCAACAUUAGCGUCUCAAGAAAAUGCUGCUUCUUGCAUCAGCUCCGCAACGACUUCCCAGAAGAAAUGGGUGAGACGGCUGAGCGGCCACAAGCAAAAGAGCACAACGGGUCCUUUUUAGGCCAUUUUUCAUCGGUCACUGUUUAUGUUCUUUGAUAUUCCUUUUGUAUCCACAGACACGGAAAGCUAAGUAUGCUAUGAUCAUGUUAUUCUCUAGAUAAUAAUGCUCAUUUUGCUUAGUAUUUCACUAUUCAA